AAGUACUGACCAAUCAAUAGGACAGACUCAAGUUUCAGCCAAUUAGCGCGUCCUACACAGGCGGGACUGUUCGCUGCCCUAUGAGCGGAAAGCUUUCGGUGUCUCUGUGUCAAGCCGGUGCAUGGUCAUUGUGCUGCCAUCAUGAUACUUAUGCUGUCCGAGAUGUCCGUAGAAAGUCAGAUUUUCUACUCGGUGCUAUUAUUUUCAUGGAUCGUAUACACAUGGGAGGCCUACCUUGCUAGUAGGCAGAGGAAGAUAUAUCGUACCACAACUCAUGUACCGGCCGAACUUGGAAACAUUAUGGAUGCAGAAACAUUUGAAAAGUCUCGACUCUAUCAACUGGAUAAAAGCACCUUCAGCUUUUGGUCUGGACUGUAUUCUGAGGCAGAGGGCACACUUAUCCUUCUCCUAGGGGGAAUACCAUUCCUUUGGAAUAUUGCUGAGCAAAUGUUGUAUCGUGCUGGCUUCAGUGCAGAAUAUGAGAUUAUUCAUUCCUUGGUGUUUUUGCUGCUUGCCACAUUGUUUAGUGCAUUUACUGGCCUUCCAUGGAGUCUCUAUAAUACUUUUGUCAUAGAAGAACGUCAUGGGUUCAAUCAACAGACCCUAGGCUUUUUCUUUAAAGAUGCUGUGAAGAAGUUCUUGGUUACACAAUGUAUUCUCCUCCCAGUUGCAUCUCUUCUGCUGUACAUCAUCAAAAUGGGUGGCGAUUAUUUCUUCAUCUAUGCUUGGCUCUUUACCCUAGUGGUUUCUCUGGUCCUUGUAACAAUAUAUGCAGAUUAUAUUGCACCUUUAUUUGAUAAAUUUACACCACUGCCAGAAGGAGAUUUAAAAGAAUCAAUUGAAAAUAUGGCAAAAAGCAUUGACUUUCCCCUGACUAAAGUAUAUGUUGUUGAAGGUUCAAAACGUUCCUCACAUAGCAAUGCAUACUUCUAUGGUUUCUUCAAGAACAAACGGAUUGUUUUAUUUGAUACCCUUUUGGAGGACUACUCACCGCUAAACAAAGAAGGCACAGAGGACACAUCAGGGAAUGAGAACACUGAACUAAAAGCAAAAGUCAAAAAUCUUAACAAGAAGCAAGGUUGCAACAAUCAAGAGGUUCUUGCUGUACUGGGCCAUGAGUUGGGACACUGGAAACUAGGGCAUACUGUCAAGAAUAUAGUUAUUAGCCAGGUGAAUUCUUUUUUGUGUUUUUUCCUUUUUGCUGUGCUAAUCGGUCGUAAAGAACUGUUUGCAGCAUUUGGAUUUUACAACACUCAACCAACUCUUAUAGGUCUAAUGAUCAUUUUUCAGUUUAUCUUCUCCCCUUACAAUGAGGUUCUUUCCUUCUGCCUGACAGUAUUAAGUCGACGAUUUGAAUUCCAGGCUGAUGCAUUUGCAAGGAAUCUAGGAAAAGCAAAAGACUUGUAUUCUGCUCUUAUUAAAUUAAAUAAGGAUAAUUUGGGCUUUCCUGUAUCAGACUGGGUAUUUUCAAUGUGGCAUUAUUCCCAUCCCCCAUUACUUGAAAGACUGCAAGCCUUGAAGGUGGACAAGCAAAACUAAUAGUAUUAGUGAAGGUUUAUACAUUUUUUUCAUCUGGAAGAAAAUACUGCUGUUUUCUUUUUUUCAUUUUAUUUUUCAUUCCAUGGAGUAAACGGCAUUUAAUAAAUACAGUUAUAUCAGCCUUUAAAUAAGAAACAUUUUUAGAGACCUAGAAAGGGAGGUAAAAUUGUACAUGACUUUUUCUAAACAAAAAAGCUGAUGGUUUUAAUUAAAGGAAAAUUAUUUUGUACCAUGGAGCCUUAUUUUGCUUAUUUCCAUACUGAAAUCUUCAGUGUCUAGAAGUAUGAUUUGUAAACUAUUGUAUGAGGUUCAACUUAUUGUUUCCUACUGUGACAGUAAACAGGCAUGUUUUAUUGUGCUAAUUUGUUGUGAUAACUUAAAUGUGUAACAGUGUGCAAGGCUUAAGAUGAAUGAACAAGUCAUUAGAUAUGAACAGAAUUUCUUUCUGAUCUGCCGUUGGAUAAGUUAUUGCGUUGAACCUCAAAUGAAAUCUUUUGUUUUGUGUUUUUGUCUGUCAAUAAAACAUGUUUUGCUUUCGUAAAAAAAAAAA
Messenger RNA from Xenopus tropicalis (tropical clawed frog), 2089 nucleotides. RefSeq names its product zinc metallopeptidase STE24 (gene zmpste24). The record is from RefSeq and is a predicted model, not a curated record. NCBI's taxonomy places the organism in Eukaryota, Metazoa, Chordata, Amphibia, Anura, Pipidae. The transcript has 10 exons. Bases 142 to 1539 code for a protein of 465 amino acids. Gene Ontology annotation, cellular component: membrane; nuclear envelope; endoplasmic reticulum membrane. Gene Ontology annotation, molecular function: metallopeptidase activity; peptidase activity; endopeptidase activity. Gene Ontology annotation, biological process: protein maturation; proteolysis; regulation of defense response to virus.